UUUCCCGGCGAUUUCCAAAGAACUGGCAACGCUGGAUCGAAACCGGACCGCCCCUCGCAGUGUUAUUUCUGCCGUAACCCGUUGUCGACUUGCUCCUGUCAUUCGCCAUGGAUGAAGAAUACGAUGCCAUCGUCCUUGGAACAGGCCUGAAAGAAUGCAUCAUCAGCGGUAUGCUGUCUGUUUCGGGGAAGAAAGUUCUCCAUAUGGACCGGAACAAGUACUAUGGAGGAGAAUCUGCUUCCAUCACCCCGUUGGAGGAGCUCUUCACCAAGUACGAGGCGCCAGCUCCCAAUGAAAGCUAUGGCAGAGGAAGGGACUGGAAUGUGGACUUGAUCCCCAAGUUCUUGAUGGCCAACGGUCAGUUGGUCAAGCUACUUAUCCAUACGGGUGUCACCCGUUACUUGGAGUUCAAGUCUGUCGAAGGCUCUUACGUCUACAAAGGUGGAAAGAUUUCCAAAGUCCCUGUGGAUGAGAGGGAAGCUCUUGCUUCGGAUUUGAUGGGCAUGUUUGAAAAACGCCGCUUCAAGAACUUCCUAGUCUUUGUUCAAGAUUACCGUGAGGAUGACCCCAAGACGUGGAAGGAUGUCGACCCGAACAACACCAACAUGGCCCAGGUGUACGAAAAGUUUGGCUUGGAUAAGAACACGGCCGAUUUUACCGGUCACGCUUUAGCCCUACACCGUGAUGACGAGUAUCUAGCCAAGCCGUGUUACGAUACCAUCCGGCGCAUCAAGCUCUAUUCGGAUUCGCUGGCCCGUUACGGCAAAUCGCCGUACCUGUAUCCGAUGUACGGCUUGGGUGAAUUGCCGCAAGGUUUCGCCCGUCUCAGCGCAAUUUACGGCGGUACUUAUAUGCUGGAUAAACCCAUUGACGAAAUCGUCUACGAUGAGAGCGGCAAGGUGGUCGGCGUCAAGUCUGGUGGAGAAAUGGCCCGGUGCAAGCAACUCUAUUGUGACCCUACUUAUGUCCCUGAUCGCGUCGAAAAGGUGAGCAAGGUGGUCCGUUGUGUUUGCUUGAUGGAUCAUCCCAUUCCCAACACCAAGGACGCUCUCUCCACUCAAAUUAUCAUUCCACAGAAGCAAGUCAACCGCAAUUCGGAUAUUUACAUAUCGAUGGUUAGCUACACGCACCAAGUGGCCGCCAAGGGCUGGUUCAUCGCUAUGGUGUCUACCACUGUAGAGACCAAUAACCCAGAAGCUGAAAUCAAACCGGCUUUGGAUCUUCUCGGUCCCAUCAAGCAAAAGUUUUUGACGGUGACUGACUUUUACACUCCCAAAGAAGAUGGUCGUGAUUCGCAAGUUUUCAUCUCCAAGUCUUACGACGCCACCACUCAUUUUGAAACGACCUGCUUGGACGUUUUGGAUGUUUACCGUCGUGGUACUGGUGAAGAUUUUGACUUUUCCAAAGUCCGUCACGAUCUUGGUGACGAGGAACAGUAGGAAAUUUAGCAAAAGACACACUAACCAGAUUACAAUUCAGGAAUGCUAACUAAAAUAACAAAGAAAGAAAAAAAGGCAUAUUCCGUUUUCGUGACUCCCCCAUUGAAUAUGACGUUCAACUCUUUGAUAAAUAAAAAAAAGUCAAUUAGGGGGAAACGUCAAAUUUUUUUCUUGUCUUAACCAAGUGCAGAAGAUGGAAAUUUUUGGUUAAUUUUGCUAUCUCUGAAUAUUUGUUCUCCCAAACAAACAAAAAAUAAUUGUGUGAAUUAUUAUGCCCCCCAUUUAUCCGAUUCUUAUUUUUCUGCUCUCCCCCACCUUUUACUUCUGGCAUAUAUGGUACACACACACACUUGCAAACAACAACAACAAAAAAGCUUAUUGUUAUUACACGUCAUUGGCUGUGUUU
Messenger RNA from Daphnia pulex (common water flea), 1845 nucleotides. It is a transcript of the gene Gdi, whose product is annotated as rab GDP dissociation inhibitor beta-like. The transcript has 8 exons. NCBI's taxonomy places the organism in Eukaryota, Metazoa, Arthropoda, Branchiopoda, Diplostraca, Daphniidae. Gene Ontology annotation, molecular function: Rab GDP-dissociation inhibitor activity. Gene Ontology annotation, biological process: protein transport; small GTPase-mediated signal transduction; vesicle-mediated transport. Gene Ontology annotation, cellular component: cytoplasm. The coding region runs from base 108 to 1439 and encodes 443 amino acids. The record is from RefSeq and is a predicted model, not a curated record.